AUGUACUAUAUCCUCUACCUUGCGAGCCUCUGCCGCCGCCGCCGCUGGCCCGAACCGCGGUACGAGAUCUCCGCCCUGAGCACCGGGUACUCCUGCACGGUGCGGGUCAACAACCGCGAGUACACGACGGACGAGGAGUGCGGCAGCGAGACGCUGGCCCGCGAGAACGCCGCCAUGCGCGCGUACCUGAUCUGCCGCAACUUCUCCGUCAACGACGGCAUGUACCCGGCCGGCCACGACCACGGCGCCGUGCUCCAGGGCCUGCCGGUGGCCAUUGGCACCGGGCGCAAGGGGCGCUACAGCGGGAGCGAGGAGGGGGAGCUCUCGACGAGUGCGAGUAGCGGUGCGAGUCGGAGUGGAGGGAGUAGUCCGGAGAGUUAUGAGGGGGGGUUGGCGAGGGCGUCGAGGGUUGUUGCGAUGUCGCGUUAG
Molecule: messenger RNA, 429 nt
Organism: Aspergillus terreus NIH2624
Lineage: Eukaryota; Fungi; Ascomycota; Eurotiomycetes; Eurotiales; Aspergillaceae
Exons: 2
Coding region: 1-429 (142 amino acids)
Source: RefSeq, a predicted model, not a curated record